GACUACUUGGGCUACGGUGUGAGCUCCGGCAAGCCCUCCGAGAAGAACCUCUACGCCGACAUCGACGCCGCGUGGCAGGCGCUGCGCACCCAGUAUGGCGUGAGUUCUGAGAACAUUAUCCUCUAUGGACAGAGCAUUGGCACCAUCCCCACUGUGGACCUGGCUUCGCGGUAUGAGUGUGCAGCAGUCAUCCUCCAUUCCCCUCUGAUGUCUGGUUUGUGUGUUGCUUUUCCAGAUACCAGGAAAACAUACUGCUUUGAUGCUUUUCCCAGCAUUGACAAGAUAUCUAAAGUCACCUCUCCUGUGUUGGUCAUUCACGGUACUAAAGAUGAGGUCAUUGAUUUCUCCCAUGGCCUGGCGAUGUAUGAGCGCUGUCCCGGUGCUGUGGAGCCCCUAUGGGUUGAGGGGGCUGGGCACAAUGACAUAGAGCUCUAUGCACAGUACCUAGAACGACUAAAACAGUUCAUAUCCCACGAGCUUCCCAACUCCUGAAGAUGGCGGCUGACCUUACCUCAUUACUGUGAAGCGAGGAUCCUUGUUCGCACACACUUUGACUGGAUUUAACAGUGAUGCCCAAUAACCACAGAGAGGGGCCCAACCCUUGGGUGUUCUCACUAAAGAGCUAGCACAGUCUGUCUUUUGUACCUAAUCUCCACCUUUAUUAAGCUGAGCAGCUGCAUUCUCAGCUGCAUGCCUUGCGGGAGUGGGAAGGAGAGCUGACCGUGGGGUCUGUU
Messenger RNA from Acomys russatus (golden spiny mouse), 734 nucleotides. Its product is annotated as alpha/beta hydrolase domain-containing protein 17C-like. Gene Ontology annotation, molecular function: palmitoyl-(protein) hydrolase activity. The transcript has a single exon. The record is from RefSeq and is a predicted model, not a curated record. Gene Ontology annotation, biological process: protein depalmitoylation. Gene Ontology annotation, cellular component: plasma membrane; endosome membrane. NCBI's taxonomy places the organism in Eukaryota, Metazoa, Chordata, Mammalia, Rodentia, Muridae. The annotation marks the transcript as partial.